Messenger RNA from Chilo suppressalis (striped riceborer), 1194 nucleotides. The record is from the annotation of a GenBank genome assembly. Lineage: Eukaryota; Metazoa; Arthropoda; Insecta; Lepidoptera; Crambidae.
AUGGGCCCCUUAAAAGUACGUAUCGUGGUAAAAAGUAAAGUUAGUAAAAUCGUAUUCCAUCCAUCGCAGGUGCUCCCCAUAUCGUGGCACGCGAGCCUCCACUCCGGCGAGACCGGCGUCGAUCGCCGUCUGUCAGCUAUAACCCUGGACAGCAUCCCACGAUUGAGAUCCUUCACCAACGACACAGUCCUAGACGUGCUGUUCUACACCAGCCCGGUGUUCUGCCAGACUAUAAUCGACACGGUUUGCGCGGAAUUGAACCGAAUAUACAAGCUGUUCAUAUCGCGUACUCCCUCAUUCAACGGCCGCGUGUCUCUGGGAGGACACUCUUUGGGCAGCGUCAUACUAUAUGACCUGCUGUGUCAUCAGACACUAGAAGGUGUGGACGAGCUGAAGAGCUACGUUGAAGGCAGCGCGGGGACGGGCCAGGGCGCCGUGCGCUAUCCUUCUCUAGCAUUCCGGCCCGCCGCGCUCUACGCCCUGGGGAGUCCCAUAGCCAUGUUCGAGUGUAUACGCGGUGUGAAAUCUCUCGGUGACAACUUCAAACUGCCCACGUGUCAGAAUUUCUUCAACAUAUUCCAUCCGUACGACCCCAUAGCUUAUAGAAUCGAGCCGCUCAUAAACGCCCAGCUCGGAUCGGUGAAGCCGUACCUUAUACCCCACCACAAGGGACGGAAGCGGAUGCAUCUCGAGUUGAAGGACACUAUGGCUCGCGUGGGCGCGGAUAUUAAGCAGAAACUGAUAGAAUCGUUGAAAUCAACGUGGAGCAGUAUGUGGAAAUCGCAACCGCCCCCUCACGACGCGCAACUGGAGAAGGUUGUUGAAGAAGAGAUCGAGAAGGAACAGCUUUGCGCUGAGAACAAAGACGACGCAAUGCAGAACGAAAUACAAGCGACUCCCGACUUAUUGGGUAGUCUAAACGGUGGCAGGCGAGUGGACUACGUGCUUCAGGAGACUCCUUUGGAGAUGAUCAACGAAUAUUUGUUCGCGAUGAGUAGCCACGUCUGUUAUUGGGAAUCCGAAGACACAAUGUUGUUGAUAUUGCGUGAGAUUUACGACUCUUUGGGCGUCGCUCCCGACUCCACGGUGCCCCAGCAGAGUCUCACGGUGCAGAGGCAAAGACCCACCAAAUCUAAUGAAACGUACGUGGUCAACACAUCAGAGUAUCCUUCGACGAGUCGCGACGGUACAUGA